Molecule: messenger RNA, 6143 nt
Organism: Cheilinus undulatus (humphead wrasse)
Lineage: Eukaryota; Metazoa; Chordata; Actinopteri; Labriformes; Labridae
Product: voltage-dependent calcium channel gamma-4 subunit-like
Exons: 6
Coding region: 480-1835 (451 amino acids)
Biological process (GO): neurotransmitter receptor internalization; regulation of AMPA receptor activity; neurotransmitter receptor transport, postsynaptic endosome to lysosome
Cellular component (GO): AMPA glutamate receptor complex; postsynaptic density membrane
Molecular function (GO): channel regulator activity; voltage-gated calcium channel activity
Source: RefSeq, a predicted model, not a curated record
AGCUCCCAGUACAUCACCCCUCUCUCUCUCCCUCUCUCUCUUUCGCGCGCCUCGCUGCCGCCAGCUGCAACAGCGCGAGCUGCAAAAGUUCUUCGCGGACAGUCUUUCACUCUCUCUCAUCUGCUCUUUACCCCCCCUCCACUACCACCACCGCCACCCCUCCGCCUCUUUCCUUCUUCUCUCAGUAACUAAGAUGACUGCCAUGACAAUUCAUUGAGAGGAGAGGACGCCAAGAGAAGCAUCCCCUGCUCGCCAAAGAGGAGUAAAGGAGUGAUCAAGCUAAAGAGAGGAGAAGAAGAAAAAGAGGGAAGAAAGAAGGGAUAAAAGAGAAGAGGGAGAGGCUGCAGGAGCGAGGGAAGGGGAAGGGGAGAGAAAUCGAAGGAUAAACGGUGGAUGGAGGCGGCUCGGACCGGGGCUACGAGGCGCUCUUCACUGACGAAGAAGAAGAAGAAGAACAGCAGCAGCAGGGGGGAGAGAGGAUGGAGGCUAAACCCAGAAACAUGCCCCCAGAUAUCAGUUUCCUUCCCCGGCCGGCAAUGUGGUGGUGUGAGCGCGGCAUCCAGGUGCUGCUGACCACCAUGGGAGCGUUCGCGGCCUUCGCCCUGAUGACAGUGGCCAUCGGUACAGAUUACUGGCUGUACGCCCGCGCACUCAUCUGCAACAGCACGGCCAAUUCAUCCCAGGAGGAAUCCAACAAGGACAAGAAGGAUCCUGGGGCUCUCACCCACUCUGGCCUCUGGAGGAUCUGCUGCCUGGAAGGCUUGAAGCGAGGUGUGUGUUCCCAGAUCAACCAUUUCCCUGACGACGCAGACUACGACCAAGAUGCUGCCGAGUAUCUGCUGCGUGUAGUUCGAGCCUCCAGCAUCUUCCCCAUCCUCAGUGCCAUCCUGCUCCUGCUGGGAGGGGUAUGUGUCGCCUCCAGCGGCUUCUACAAGAGCAAAAGAAACAUCAUCCUCGGUGGAGGGAUUCUCUUUGUAGCUGCAGGCCUCAGCAACAUCAUCGGAGUGAUCGUUUACAUCUCUGCAGCUCUCAGCGACAUCUCCCCAAAGAAAGACGAGGACAAGAAGUGGCACUACUCUUACGGCUGGUCCUUUUACUUUGGCGGUUUGUCUUUCAUCCUGGCUGAGAUGGUGGGAGUCCUCGCCGUCAACAUCUACAUCGAGAAGAACAAAGAGCUGCGCUGUCGCUCUCGCACUGACCUCUUCAAGAGCACAACACACGCCAUGCUGCGCCUGCCCAGCUACCGAUUCAGAAGGCGCUCUCGCUCCAGCUCACGCUCCACCGACCCGCCGCAUUCACAGGAGACUUCACCCAUCGGUGCCUCCAAAACCUUCAGCUUGCCACCCUCGGCCCCUCCCUUCUCUGUGGCCACCCUGCCCAACCCGCACCACACCAGUAGCGGUGGGAGCGGAGGAGGCGGAGACAUCUCCAUGUACACCCUGUCGAGGGACUCUAAGCUGGGCAGCCUCGGAGGAGGUGCCCCGCCUCUCUACGGCACGGUUGACCGCGCCACGCUGUACCAGCUCCACAAUUACUUCCCAAAAGAUUCAACCGGCAGCGGAGGGAGUGGAAGUGGAGGGGGAGGAGCGGUGGUCAGCAGCGGUACACUCCCAUCUCACUCCAAGUCCAACCUGGCAGCAGCAGCGGCUGCAGCCCAGAAUGCAGCACCGCUGAAUACCUCCACAACUGCCGUAGCACCAGCCACCCCAGCUCCGGUAUCCACAGCCACCAUGGAGAGGGACAGGGGCAACGUUGGAACCCUGGACCGACUGACAGCCAAAAGGGACAGGGAUAGCAACUCAGACACACUGAACAGAAAAACGACACCAGUUUAAAACCUCAGAGAGGAAGGAGGGAGUGUUGAAGAGUCAGAGAAGGUGGAGAUGUUAGAGAUAUUUGAGGCGGAAGAGAGGAAAAGUAGGGCUGAAAAUGUGUGGGUGACAUUUCGACAGUAAUGUUUCUGUCCUUGAGCCUGAGGUAUCCAACUACCAUGAUAAUAAUUCAGCUAAAAUUACACGUUGGCCAUUUCUCUCUUAAGUUAAGCUCAGCUUGGGAAGCUCAAAUACAGACUGCUGCUUUUCAGGUUUACCAGUCAUGUAAACUGAGGGAAUCUGGCAAACAUGAAAGUUAAAUAGUAAAGACUGGAAGGGGGUUCAAACAUUUACUGUGAAACCAUCCUUAAUUCCAUUAGGUACCAAAAAAGUAAGACACAACAGCAUUAAACCACCUCCUAGGUUAAAUGUCUGACAGGUAGCUAACAUAACUGUUACCUUGCUUAUGUAACUGUUAGCUAAGAAGUUUAAGUAACAACUGAUUUACUGGUUAAUUGCAUUUUGGACACAACAAAAUAGUAAGUUUUGGCAGCAAGUGGUUAAAUGCUAACAUCUAGUCAACAUCUAGCUCAUAAGUUAUCAACCCUCUGAGACUGGCGUUGUUCUAUAUGGCAAUAAGAGACAUAGAGUAUCUGAAGUUAAAUAACUUUUGAACCAUAAAUGGUAGCCACUUACUUUAUUUACCUCCUGUGCUAUUCUAAUAACGCUAUCCAUGCCUUUACAGACCUUACAGAGGCUUUUCUAGCAAGCCUUGAACUUAGCUGAUUUUCAGGGGUCUUUAAAGAUUAAGUCGACACCAGUAACUUAAUAUUUAGUGUCUUUCAAUCCAUUUUUUAAUCAUUUUUGAUUUGUUUUUUGCAACUAGCUUAGCAUUAGCCAUCAUAUUGUUUUCCCACAAAGGAUUGGCUGUGACAACCAAUGGCAGGCUGUUCCCUCCUUGCGUCAUGUUUUAUCAAACAGCACGUCGCUACUCUUAGAUACUGGAGGAGACAGCCUGAAUAGCUCUUAAUAGAGAGAAAGAGACACAGAGAGCCUGUGAUGUGUCCCCCUGUGUCUCUGCAUACAGGAACUGCUUUGAAUAAUGGCUCAUAAUCAGCCAGUUUAAAAAAGGGCAAGGACUUUUUUUGUAAAUAUGUGAAAUUUGAAGUCUGUUUUUCACAGAAUGAUUAUUUUGUCACUUUUUGGUCUCCAAGAAAUAAGAGAGAAGUUUGUGCAAAACAAACUAUUUUUUGUCUUUAUAGUCCCCUAACUUUUAAAAACUUUUUAAACCCACACAUAUUCUUAAAGCCCAGGUUAUACUGAAAAAAAGUUGUUUAGAGGUUGACUGUGGAUGACAGUGUUGAUGUUUCACAAGCUUUUUAAGACAAUAAGCCCAAGCAAGACAAAAUGGUUAAAAUAUAUUUUAUGGCUUAGAGUGUUCCAUCCAUCCAUUUUCUAAACUGCCUAUCCCAUUUGGGGUUGCAGGGGGGCUGGAGCCUAUCCCAGCUGUAAUUAGGCGAGAACUCAGAGGGUUCUACAUGUUUUAUAUUGUUUUUAGCAUACAACUAUUUUACAUUUGCCUCCCGCUGUGUCAUGCCCUAUACAUGACAUGUAUUACUGGGGUGCACCACUAGAGGGCACACAAGAGAGCUCAGACUUUAUACAGAUAUCUUCUGUGUGGGAUGUAAACUACAAACAUGGAAACACUCAAGGAGAUUAUAACUGUCUCUAGCUGGUCAGUAAACACUGUCUGCAUUUUGUUCCUACAAAGUUUUCCUCUGCACACUGAUGUUACACCUCUGGUGCAAUAGUUUACUUAGUGACUGUGUUAACUGGUGACUUUAAGCCGACUGUGUUCAUAGAUGUAGUCAUUACAAAAGACAGAAAGUGUCCUCAAAAAUGACCCUCUGUUUACUUUUUGUUUUUACUGUAUUUCAAAACAUCUUAAUCAGAUAUGUCAUUAAUGAAAAACUCAACUAAAACAAAUAAGGAAUAACACACUUGACUGGAAGUCACUUCUUUGUAUGGCCUCUUUUUAAACAGCAACACCAUUCUUAAUUUUUUUUUUUAUUUUCUUAUAUCUAAAUGUCAGCUUCUAAAAAAGAAUUAAUCUGUCCCAGUUGAGACAGAUCCAAGUCUUGACUAUCCAAGUCAUCAGAUUGGAAAUUGCUGAAACUAUUUUUGAAUUUCAACGCCAGAACAAAAUAGUCCAACAUCACUGCAGAAUUUGAGCUUCCUGCUAAAAAUGACCACCGCGUGAAAAUGCUAAAUACCACAAACAAACAUGAAGCCUUUAAUAUUGUGCAUUUACUCAUGACAACUGCCUUAAAAUGAUCAUGCUUCUUGGAUGUGAUUUGUAUGGCAGUGGUGCAGUGGAAGCUUUAGCACAAGGGUAUGUGUUAUUUUGGCACCAACAGUCUCUCUGUGCUGCAGCUGGAGUUAAGUGCCUUGCUGAGGAGGCAGGAGAGCUCUGUAUCUUUUCCCAUUACUACAUUUUGUCUGCUGCUUUGGGGAUUUAAACUGUUUGCUUUGAUAAGCAGAUCACACAAAGCUUUGUAUGAUCCAUUUAAUAUUUGAGCUAUAGUAUUGGAACAUGUGACUGGCAGGUGUGUUUUGUUGCUCAGGUGUGUCCUAUUGUGUAGAUUAUUCGUUAAAUAGCGCUGAAUGUCUAUGCUCAUUGUCAAAUUUGGGUUUUGUCUGUGCAGGCUAUAUUUACAGUUAGAAGUGUAACCAACAUGAAAACCAGAGAGCUGUGUAUGGAUGAAUAACACAAGAGAGAAGACCACUAUACACUUACGGCCAGGCUACAACCAGUAGGAAUGUCCUGAAGACGAAGGCAGUAGAAAAAUCAAAUAUUAAAAAAACAGUUUUAAAUGCAAAAUAGUGGCAUUGUAAAUGCAAUUUAAAAAGGAUUAGAUUCAUCAUGAUUAACUACAGAAAUUUUGCAAUUAAUCGCAAGCUUUUACUAGCAUCUCUGUAGGCCAUUUCGACUUGAAUUUUUGAUGUCUUUUGACUUUCCUACCAUCAAAUAGAUCCUCCGUGGUAUUCUAAACUGUACAGCACUUUAUUAAAACAUCAUUUAUAAUCAAAUAAAAAGUGGCCAGAUGGUUGAAGUCAAAUUUCUCUGUUCUUUUUAAAAUAGAGUUGGAACAGAGCGCCACGGAUGGGUACAUUGAUCCAAGUGACAAACUGCUCAAUGAUGAGCUGACUGCCAGUUCCAGGUCAGCAGUAGCUACUUAACCUCUAGUCCCAUGAGAUUGACCUCAGCCGUAUCUAACUGACUGACACAGACACACCAGGAAGAGGCUGACACACUGUGAGCCUAUUUAUUUUUCAUUGUGUGUCAAAGGUAGUUACAGUGACAGAUGGGCGUCCUCAGCACUCCCAGUGAAAGGCACAGCCAUAGACUUUAAGCUUCACCCAGUACGCCUCCAUUACACCACUGCCAGCUGUCACAGUUUGGUUAAACUACAACAAAUGUCCAUCUGAAACAAGUUACUGAAUCUGACAGUGGAUUUUUACAGUCUUUGUUCAAAUGUGUGAAAUGAUUGCUGAAGUGUGACCAAAGGGAUGUAGAUUUCUCCUCUUGCUUUGAGAUAAUUUUACUUUCUAGAUAAGAAAUACAGUAGGGUUUUUGAAACCCAGCAUUUCAGCAGGCAGAUGGACUGGAUGUAAGUCAACUAUUUAGCAUUAAAGUUUUUUAACAGAAACUCACAGUACAGAAGAAUUCUGGCACUGGAAAGUACCUGCAAGUUAAGACUUGAUGCAAACUUUGCAGACUCGAGCUUAUGCCACACUUCUAAAGAGCACAUUUCCACCGUUAGAGGCCAUGAGAUGGGAUGGCAUAACCAUCCAACAGAUGCAGUUUAUACAGUCAAGCUUGCUGCACAUACUCAUGGAAUUUUAAUCAGAAUUUUUAACAACUUCUGUUGUUAUUUCUUUUUAUCUUGUAGCUACAAGAUGCAAAUUCUGGACAUAUUGCUCUCUCACCAAAAUAUGGCUAAAAAAAGAUGGCCAAAAUUCAUGAUUCAUGGGCAAAAAGAAGAAUUGGCAAGAAUGGAGUUACAGGUGGCAAAAAUUGGUAAAAAGCACAAAAAUGGCAAAGCGGGCAAAAAUGUCAUAGAGGGAAAAACAUGAAAAAAGGCAGAAAGAAUUGGCAAAUUGGGGGAUUAAGAGCAGAAAUGGGCAGAAUUUGAAGAAAACAUUACAAAAAUUGAUUAACAAACGGGGGCAAAGCUGCAGAAAGAAUAGACAACAAUGGUCAAUAAAGGUAAAAGUGGGCAAAAAGUAGCAGAAAUUGGAAAGAAGGGCAAAAAUAGCUAAAAAUGGACA